AUGGAAACUUUUUCUGCGGAUGAUAUUCAGAACCUCACUUAUCAGCUCUGUCAUACUUAUGUUCGCUGCACAAGAUCUGUAUCUAUUCCUGCCCCUGCUUAUUAUGCUCACCUUGUUGCUUUUCGUGCAAGAUAUCAUUUGGUGGAGAAGGAAAUCGACAGCGGUGAGGGCAGUCAAAAAUCUGGGAACUCAGAUGAGCGUACCCCUACGGCUAUGAUGCGUGCUGUAACUGUCCACCCAGAAACCUUGCGGGUCAUGUACUUCGCCUAA
Molecule: messenger RNA, 270 nt
Organism: Protopolystoma xenopodis
Lineage: Eukaryota; Metazoa; Platyhelminthes; Monogenea; Polystomatidea; Polystomatidae
Source: the annotation of a GenBank genome assembly